CGGAGCGACAGAGAUUCGGUUCAGAAGAAGUGUGUUCGGGAGCUUGAGUAGAGAGAGAGAGAGAGAGACGGAAGAGAAAAUAAAGGACAAAAUAGCCGAUGGGCAAGAGGGGAUAUUAGGAUAAUCGCUGUGCUGGUGAAGAAAACUUAAUGGCUUUGACACAAACAGAUCCCAACGGACUAAUCAUUCAAAGUGGCGUCAGAAAAGACUGUCCAAUUUAUAAAACAGCGAAUAUGCAGCCGAAAGACACGGAGUUCAGCACACAAGGUCUUCCAAAAGCUUUCCUUCAUAGUUUGCGAACUUUAUUCGAUAUCCUUGACGAUGGAAGACGGGGUUACGUUCACCUGUCUGAGAUUGAGAGUCGGUGGCGCGGCGCGGAGGCUCGCGAUUUACCCCCGGGAGUUCUGGAGGGUUUGAGGCGGGUCGCGCCGCAUCACGGCUGCCUGACUUUCGAGCGAUUCGUUGCGGGACUUAGAUACUCGAUGUUCAAUCCCGAAAACGGCAGCAAACCACUCGCUUCAAACCACCGUCAGCAGCUGAAAUCACAGCAGAGAACCGGCGGUACCGGACGGCCGCUUGAAUUUAAAGUUCGGCCGCUUGGACCGAGUAACGGAUUAAACACAGUCCACAGUCGGAACAGACAGCACGAGAGCUCCGCGUAUUCAGACAAACACGGCAAUUCUUCACAUUACUCGGGGUUUUCAGUCGCAUCUAGAUCCGAGUGUCCGUAUCGAUCCGAUCAGAUCCACAUCGAGCAAAACGCGCAUCACGUCCGAUCCGUUGAAUCAGUCGCUCUGGAAUCUCCUGAUGGCCAAAAAACAGUUGAGAGCCUGGGUCUGCCUCGGUCACGCAGUGAAACGAUGACUGGCUUCACAAGGCCGCGACGACACACGAGGAGCCGAGACGAGCAGCGGCGCCACACCGUCACAAACGGAGUGGAUUAUGGAAUGCUGAAACAGAUGAAGGAGCUGGAGCAGGAGAAAGACUCACUGCUGGCCGGGCUGGAUGUGUUGGAGCGAGCCAGAGAAUGGUACCAGACCCAGAUCCAUAACAUCACUGAGACGCAGAGACACGUCGGCCAGAGCCGUCACUCGACCGAGUUUUUGGCUGAAUCUUGUCAAAGUCGGUUGGAUGUUCUUCUGCCAAAACUACAGGAAGUCACACUCUGCCUCAGUGAUUUAAUUUCCUUUUCUGGGAAGACGUUCUCGUCCUCAGGCUCGCUGUCUGCUGGUGCGUCGUCCAGCACUGCUCCUCCUCAAGCCAUUCACACACUGAAGGAGCACAACCGCCUCCUCACACAGGAAGUGACCGAGAAGAGCGACCGCAUCACUCAGCUGGAGCAGGAGAAAUCUGCCCUGAUCAAGCAGCUGUUUGAAGCUCGCGCUCGCAACGCUCACGACAGCAGUGCGCUCGACUCCACCUUCAUCUGACCAGCAUCAUCACUCCACCACUGUUCACUUUGUGCACAAUCACGCUUUCAUCUGAGGCAGAGUUUACAUGUUUUUCAGUGCAAUUUCAACAAUAAUGUCAGAGAAGCAACAGCACAAUCUAUGAUUGACGGAGGAGCUGUAGCUUGUCCAUGUUUACAGUCAAUCUCACUCAGCUGAGGCUACAUGUGCAAAAUACAUUAAAUAAGCAGAACAAUAAACUGGAUUCCAGCGCAGUAAGAUCAGAUGACAUGAAUAAAUGCAUCGGUGCAGAGGCUGUAUUUAAAGUUCCCUACACAUUUCUUCUGGCUAGUCAGUGUGAUGGAACUUUUAUCUGAGCAGCCGAUUAGUAAGGUCAACAGUUUGGUGUAGAUCUUUCUUUUGGUUUGAUAUUUUAGUUGUGGUGCUUUAAUUAGCGUGCUGUGUUCUCUCUGGAAAAGUUUAUCUCCUUCAAAGUACCAGCUCUACAUCCAUACACAUGCAGACGUCUUUGGCUGUUUUUUGAGCAUCUCACCAUAAGCAUUGUUAUUAAAGGUGGCAUGUAAAGAUUUCUUAAAGUCGCAGUGUAGCAGAAGUAGCUGCAGAUCUUUUCUUCCAUAUUGUAAUGCACAUCUGAGUGAAACUGAUUAUGGGAAAAGAAAAAAUGUAGGGAGGGGCUUGUUUUUGUCCAGUGGUUGUUGAUUGGAUGGAGGCGGAUCUGAAAGUGAACAUUUGAUUGUAAGAGGCGGGGUUUAAGCGCACUAAAUGAUUGGAGAAGUCCUGCAUACAUAAAAUGGGGGAAAAAGCACCUCAGGAACCCUUUAUUCUGUUCCUGUCCAGUGAACUCCAUCUAGCUUUGAAUAAGAAACUAUAUGAUCAGGUCUCCUUAAGACAUUUCUCUCAAAGUAAUUUAUUUGAAUGCAUCCGUGACUUGCUGUCAAAUGCCACAGAAAGUUUUUUAACAUCAGUUUGUACAGAAUAACACGAAAGUCUUUAUCAGGGGUGCACAGAACUGGUGCGCAUGCGUGGCCAAAAUAGAUGAAACGCUGCAGAAAACAUGGAGAGAAGCGCUUUUGAGUACCAAAUUUUUUGGGGAUGGACACGUUUACCCUACGGUUCGGCAUGCAUGUAACUGCUAAGUUUAGCCAUCAUAGAGUUAACGUUUAUCAUUUGGAUGUGUUUUUUUCUUGCCAAUUUACACAUUCAAGCAAUUUAAAUGUGGAAGAAGAGACGAAAAUCGGGACUCGUGCGCGUUUGUCUGUGCGCACAGCCGCACACAUGUAGCGUGCGCAAGCAGAGAGAGUCACGUUUCAGACAUCACUCGAACAGUGAAUUGAUUCCUCUUUCGCGUUUACUUGCGUUUGAACAGACACAUACACACAAAAUUAUGUUAAAAUACCCAUCUUGGCAAGUAUUCUCUUGGUUAUGUCAUAAGUGAACAGUUGAGAAAGAAACCGGAUGUGUGUCCGUAUAUUCGUUCAUAAAGUGACAGCAGAGUAAUAUUCCUUCUGUUGUCUCUGUCAUUAAUGUUAAAUAAAAAAAUACAACUUUAACAAAGAUGAACCUAUAUUUAAUUUCUACAUUGAACAAAUUGUGUUUUUUUUUUUACAUUUAGGCAGUUUGUAGGAUAAGUGUGCUGCGUAAAGUGUAAGUUCAAGGAAAGUCUCUUCACUUGGCCGCCAUAUUUCCAACGCCUCCGGGCAGCUAUUUCGGGCAUUCAAGACUAAGUCCUAUUUAUUUGAAUGGGAGAGUGUCAAAAACUGCUUUGCGAACUCACAAAUAAAUAACAUUUCAAAUCAGCAACACAAUCUGACAUGUGUGAACUGUCCUGUAAAUGUUGUUUCUUAUGCUCAAAUAGCAUUUAAAGACAUAUUAUUUUUCAGGUUUGACGAGCCAAUGCGUAUGUGCAGUCCUAAACGUGAGUCUCGGGUUUCUAUAGGAACCGGAGCUUCUAACCACAGCAGCAGCAGUGACGCGAUGACUUUACCGAUAAGCGAUUGGCUCUUUUACUUUGAAGGCAGAACGUAUUCCGCCAUAUUGUGCGUUGCUGUUUCUCCCAUUCAUAACUAAUAAGAGUGAACCGUCUUUCUAUAUCUAUAGUCUUAGGUACCAAGCAGCAUCUCCAGGUGCUCCCUUGAGAACCAGACCAAAAAAAGUUAUGUGCACCCUUGUUUAUAAUAAUGGAAGUCAUUCUAGAGGGUUUAAAAGCAGAAAUGUAAAGCUUGUGUUUAAGCACUUAUAUUCUUUAGUAAAACAUGAGUGAUAUUUACAAUGUUUAAAUAGUUUUUUUUGAUGCAGGACUAAUGAGUCAAAAUGAUUGGCUGUGGUAAAUUACAGCAGCUCACAGACGCCAGAUACUUUUAAAAAAUGACCUGGAAAACUCUUAUUCUCACUUUUACUCCCUUCUGCUGGAACUGUGAAUGGUUUAGUUUGAUUCAUUGAAUGCUCAUUUUCACUCCAUGUGUAUCUGUUUGCUUCUGUGACUGAUGGUUUCUUUCAAUGGGUUUCAGCUUUUUUUCCAGUUAACCAGGAGUAAAGAUUAAUUGAAUCUGUUGGAUAUUUUGUGAUUUUAUGAAUGAUUACAGCAGCGACUUAUUCGAAUCACUUACAUCAGAAGACUAAAUGCUUCCAAUAUAUAUUUACUAUAGCCAUAUAUAUGCACAGCGUGGCGUGAAAGUGCAUUUUGGACCUGAAUGAUUACUAAAAAACUACUAAAAAACUUCAAGAACUGCCUGAUUAAGUUUCAGCCCUGAUGGCAAGAAGGUCGAAAUGAGAAAGGAAGGAUGUUUGUGGAAGUGAUCUGGACUGCUGAAUAUGUUAUUGCGAUCAUCUAAAGAUAGUUCAUGACGGAUAUGGAGGAUGUUUGUGGGGUUCAGGCACUGACAAACAGGACGCUGUGAAGUUCAUUUCAAUCAAGUGAAUCAUUGAAACCUCAGUCUAUCCACUUUCGUCUUUCCUUGUUGCAGGCCGGUGUUGAAGCAUUUAUACCUGUGUGAAAAACAGAUUUGAUGUAAUGAAUAUCAUACUGUUUAUCUCAACUCUCAUUUGUUUUGCAUAUGUAAUCCACACCAGUCUUGAUGCUUUUCCAUUAUUAAACAAGCCUUUCAGUA
This is a messenger RNA of Ctenopharyngodon idella (grass carp), 4516 nucleotides long. RefSeq names its product suppressor APC domain containing 2 (gene sapcd2). The record is from RefSeq and is a predicted model, not a curated record. The transcript is spliced from 6 exons. NCBI's taxonomy places the organism in Eukaryota, Metazoa, Chordata, Actinopteri, Cypriniformes, Xenocyprididae. The coding region runs from base 150 to 1430 and encodes 426 amino acids.